Molecule: messenger RNA, 1200 nt
Organism: Symbiodinium sp. CCMP2592
Lineage: Eukaryota; Dinophyceae; Suessiales; Symbiodiniaceae
Source: the annotation of a GenBank genome assembly
AUGUCAGUGCCUUGCGAGCUGUAUCUUGUGCGAGCUGUCCCUGUAGCCACUGGUCCUUUGAGGUGCCGGCAAAGACGGCACUGGGUUGAGGCAGAGGCCGUUGCGGAAGCCGAGCAAUACCUCGCCGAGGAGUCCGAGUUGGCCCGGCGCCAGGCCGACAAAACGCACAGCAGAAACUCUGCCGGUUUCUGGUUGUUUCUGCCUUUUGUUUGGCAUCUGGGUACACAGCCCCAGAAGGCUUUGUCAAUGAUGCGUCAUGUCUGGCGGAACUACGAGAAGCGUGCUUUCGCCAAGGAUGAGCUCAGGCCGGUGUCUGGCACUGGCCAAGACAGCUGGGGGGGCAUUGGCCAGACGCUGGUUGAUGCCAUGGAAUUCGACCGGGCAGCUGCCUGGGUGGAGAAAUCAUUGAGCUUUGCCCAUGACCUGAACGUGAAUCUCUUCGAAACCACUAUUCGCCAUUUGGGCGGGCUUCUUUCUGCCUUCGUUGAGUGGAAGGCCUGGGCUCUUGGCCAAAGCAGUGGAUCUGGGCGACCGCUUGCCCGGAUCCAAGCGUUUCCGAGCAUCCCGGCAAUCCCCAGUCCUGCGCCGCCUGCGCCUGCGAAAGGUGACACCACCACCGGAUGGACAGACGACGUCAAGAAGCUGCUGCAACAGGUUGGUGUCCCGCAAAAUACGUUGGAUACAGUGCUUGGGAAAGAGGUCAAAACUGCGCCAGCAAGCUUGCCGUCGUCAGAUGUGAACCUGAAAACGGGAGAAACAAAAAACCUAGCUGGCUUCGUCUCCCUCGCUGAAGCGUAUGUUCCGAUGGAAUGGAAGUAUUUGACUGCAUUGACUGGCAACUGUACUUACUCGCGAGCUCAGGAUCAGGUGCUGCGCACUCUGAACGCUUCCCUGGACCUCCAGAACCGGGGUCUAGGCGCCAUCUUGCUGAGAUCUGAUGGCAGCACUUUCGCAUCUCCGGAGAACCGCAUUUCCUUGGGAAGCCGCGGCGACUCUUUCUACGAGUACCUCUUGAAAGACAGCCUCUUUGCAGGCGAGCAUGCGGAUCCGUUGGCAAGGACUUUGUGGAAUUCCUUCAGACGCAAACUCCCGGAGCUUCUGGUGGAAGUUGACCCGCAGCCAGCAGCGAGCCGAAGGAAGCGGAGGCGCAGCCCAAAGGAAGAGGCCGGCCUGCCAUGCAUGCCAUGCAUGCCAUGCUAG